AAAAUCUACUUUCACUCCAUUUUUUCCCUCCCUGACACAAACCAUAAACCACCUUCACUGCCACCAUGACUAUGCCAACUAACACCCUGAGACACUUACCAGCCACUCACUUGUGGCUCCAUAGACUCAACAAACUUCAAAAGCUCCAUUCUUCAGCCUCUCUUUCUCCUUCUCCCUUCACUCAAGAUCCGCAGCAGCAGCGACAACAAGAAAGAACCCAGAAAACCCAACAAACCCGACUCAGUAACAGUGACAAAAACAUCAAGAAUGAUAUUGUGGAAUCAAUUGGAGUUAACAAUAAUUCUAACUCAUUUUUCCCGAAGAGAGGCCAGACUUUGGAGUUGGUUUGUGAGUCUUUGGCUUUCAAGGGGAAGGGUGUAUGCAAAGUGCCCGAUACUGGGUUCGUUCUCAUGUGUGACCGUGCACUUCCUGGUGAAAGAUUCAUUGGCCGGGUAACACGCAGAAAAGGAAGUUAUGCUGAGGUAACUAAGGUGAAAACGUUAUCCCCUCAUUUGGAUAUUGUAGAUGCCCCUUGUGAGUAUGCUGCAUAUUGUGGGGGUUGUAAAACUCAAAAUCUGGUGUACGAGGCUCAGCUCAAAGCUAAGGAACAGCAAGUCCAUGGGUUGGUGGUAAAUGUUGGGAAAUUUUCAGAUAAAGAUCCAGAAUUUUAUAGCAUUAUGAAGCCCAUUGUUCCCUGUGAUUUUCAAUUCCAUUAUAGAAAUAAGAUGGAGUUCUCAUUUGGUCCUCAAAAAUGGCUACCUAAGGAGUUAAUAGGAGAGAAACAAGAAGGCAGUGAAAGCUAUGCAUUGGGACUGCAUGCUCCAGGCUUUUUUGACAAGGUUCUAAAUGUUGACGGGUGCUUGUUACAAAGUGAGCCUGCUAACACGGUUCUAGCAACUGUCCAAGAUUGUUGGAGGGAUUCAGUGGGCCUUACUCCUUAUAAUGUUUAUUCUCAUGCUGGGUUUCUCAAGCACCUAAUGCUAAGAACUGGAAGGAAUGCUGAGUCUGGUUCGCUUGAGCUCAUGGUUAACUUUGUCACCUCAUCCUACAAGCCAGAGCUGCUGAAGCCCCUAAUGGAAAAGAUUUCAGCUAUCCCAGAAGUGGUAAGCAUCAUGAAUAAUGUAAAUUCCUCUGUUGGCAACACAUCUGUUGGAGAGGAGGAAUACACUUUGUAUGGCAAAUCCACCAUCACAGAGGUCUUACGAGGACUUACCUUUCAAAUUUCAGCCAACUCUUUCUUUCAGACAAAUACACAUCAGGCAGAGGUUCUGUACAAACUUAUUGAAGAUUGUGCUGGUCUCAGAGGAGAUGGAUCAGAAAUUGUUCUUGACCUAUUUUGCGGAACGGGCACCAUUGGUCUGACUCUUGCCAGAGGGGCUAAGCAUGUUUAUGGCUAUGAAGUUGUUCCUCAAGCAAUCUCAGAUGCUUUUAGGAAUGCCGAGCUGAAUGGCAUCACUAAUGCCACAUUUGUGCAAGGGGAUCUUAACAAAAUUGGUGAAAAUUUUGGCAACAAUUUCCCAAAGCCUGAUGUUGUCAUUUCAGAUCCAAAUCGUCCUGGUAUGCACAUGAAGUUGAUUAAAUUUCUGUUAAAGCUUAAGGCUCCUCGUAUUGUUUAUGUAUCAUGUAAUCCAGCCACAUGUGCACGUGACCUCGAUUACCUUUGCCAUGGUGUGAAAGAGCAAAAUAUAAAAGGAUGUUACAAACUAAAAAGCCUACAGCCGGUGGACAUGUUUCCUCACACCCCUCACAUAGAGUGUGUUUGCCUGUUAGAGCUUUGCUGAUCUUCACUUACAACGCAUAUCCAGACCAGUAAGGUUCAAGACGUGAGCUUUUUGACCAAUGCUCUACUCUGAUUUCCGAAAUAGAAGGGUGAUUAUUUUCUUCAGAGAUGAUUGAGUUUCUUUUGCUUCCCAUGUUUAUUUGAAGCUAAUUUUUGGAGCCUCGAGAUGCCUACAGGGAUGAUAGCCAAAGCAGGUCUCAAAAGAAUGCAGCUUAAUUUUACAUUCAAUUAGUAGUUUAAAAGAGAAACUUAAUUGUAGAGUCGAAACAAGUGACAGAUUCUAGCUACAAUUUCAUAUUUUUCUGUAUAGUGAUUUGUGUUCAUUUCCAAAACGGUUAUGAUAAUCUGCAGUUGACAGUGUUUAGAUAUUCUCGAGGGAAGUGGUUGGUAUUUGAAAUUUUCAGGUA
Messenger RNA from Jatropha curcas, 2187 nucleotides. RefSeq names its product RNA methyltransferase family protein. Gene Ontology annotation, biological process: RNA processing. NCBI's taxonomy places the organism in Eukaryota, Viridiplantae, Streptophyta, Magnoliopsida, Malpighiales, Euphorbiaceae. The record is from RefSeq and is a predicted model, not a curated record. Gene Ontology annotation, molecular function: RNA methyltransferase activity.